AUGGGCAGCUUCACCCUUAUCAAAGUGAUGAUGAUUAUAAUCAGCACCCUCAUAUUUCUGGGAGGCGCUAAAUUGCUGGGCAUUGGUGUUUGGGUGACUGUGGAUGGCAAAUCCUUUUUAAAUAUCUUUGGUGCAGUUUCAGCUGGUGCUGUCUUUCAUAUUGUAAAUGUCGGGUAUCUAAUGAUUGCCCUUGGGGCUCUCCUGGUCAUCUUGGGCUACCUUGGCUGGUGCGCAGCUCAGAAGGAGAGCAAGUGUCUCCUGCUUAUAUUCUUCUUGGCCAUCAUGACUAUCUUCAUUGUACAAAUACCUGGGGCUGUUGUUGCUUUGGUUUACAGUUGCACUGAUCUGGCGGAAAACAUCCUGCAGCCUCUCCUUGCUCCAGUCUUGAGAGAGAAAUAUGGAAAUAAUCAAGAUGUGACAAAAACGUGGAAUGUGACCAUGAAGGAUCACCAAUGCUGUGGCAUCUCAGGGUACAGUGACUUUGACAACUCCUUUUACAAGAUCAGCACCCAUGGGUACCCACCAUUCUGCUGCAAAUCAAACUCUACAACACCUUGUACUCAAGCAGCCGCACAACAUGCUGGGGUUCAGGGCUGUUUCUGGGAGCUGGUGUUCUGCAUCAAGCAGUAUGCAGCUGCCUUAGGUGGCUUAGCAGCUGGAGUGUGCACACUGGAGCUGUCUGCCAUGAUUGUGUCUCUGUACCUCUACUGCCUACUAGAGAGGGGAAAAGCAAGUCCCUAA
Bombina bombina (fire-bellied toad) is the source of this 741-nucleotide messenger RNA. Its product is annotated as tetraspanin-1-like. Gene Ontology annotation, cellular component: membrane. The record is from RefSeq and is a predicted model, not a curated record. NCBI's taxonomy places the organism in Eukaryota, Metazoa, Chordata, Amphibia, Anura, Bombinatoridae. The transcript has 7 exons. The coding region runs from base 1 to 741 and encodes 246 amino acids.